AUGGCGACCGAUACCCCUCACAAGCAGGAAUUCCGCAUUCGAGAUCUCUCCACUCGAAGCGUGCUCCUCUUCCCCUCCCGCGCCCAGGUCAUCCGAGACAUCAAGAACAUCACCCUCCAACCAGGCGCCAACCAAAUCGUGAUCGACGGCCUCGCCCCACUCGUCGACGAGCACUCCAUCAAAGUUGAAGGCACAGGCUCAGCAACCAUCACAGACGUCACUGUUGAUUUACUACCUAAUCGUGAAGUCUACGAGGAUGUGUACCCUUCCGACUCUGAAGACGAGGAUGAUUCCGAGUCAGAGGAUUCAGAUGCCGAGGUUGAUGAGAUGAAGCGUAUUAAUGAUCGAAUCAAGAAGUUGAAUGUGCGGCUUCUGGAUGAGCAGGAGAAAAUCAACUCUGCUGCGAAUCGGCUGAAGAUCUGUGAUAAUUUCGGUAAGAGUGUUGAGACUGAACGACCUCCGCCUGCGGACCUCGAUAAGUUGAUUGCGGCGUACGAUACUGAGAGGAAGAAGAUCUAUCGCGAUCACGAAGCUGCCACUUGUGCUGUAGAGGAUGUUCGAGAAGAGAUUCGGAAGACGGAAAAAGAGAAGAUGAAAUUGGCGAAGGCGCUGGUGAAGGCUAAUGAGAAGGCGGAGAAGGAGAAGUCGAAAGAGAGGGAGAAGAAAUUGAGGAAGAAGGCUGAGACUGCGAAGGAGAAGCAGAGAAUCAGAGCGGAGAGAGAAUCGUUCUGGCCGAAAAAAGUUUACUGCAUUACUAUCAACUUGGAGCCAUCCAGCUUGACGCCUGGCUCAUCUAGGAGAAGCUCGAUUGAUGGAGAUACCGUUGUCAAUCUCGCCACUUCGGACUUCCAUGAGCCAUCCAAUGCCCCGCUAAAGACUGGUGAGAUCUCUUUGUCUCUGUCGUACAUCACUCACGGUGCCUAUUGGGCUCCACGAUACGACCUCAGUCUCAACACCGUCAAAUGUACUGGGGUCCUGGAAUACGGCGCAGAAUUGAAGAACACCACAUCCGAAACUUGGCGCGAUGCAAAAGUCAUCCUCUCAACCUCCCAAACGACAUUCAGUGGUCUGAGCGAGACCAUCCCAAUACUUCUACCCUGGCACGUCCGCUUGGAGAAAGGUGCUCGCAACGCAGACAGUUCUCUCUUCAGUCAACACGAGCUCCAAGCCAAACAGAAGGAAUGGAGCCAAACAAAAGGCGACAGCAACCAGAAACCUCGAUGGGAACUCUUCGGACGGGACGACUCAUCGAGAAAUGCGAUCCUUGCCCAGCAAAAUCAACAGGUUGCUGCGAAGAAAUCCGCACGCCUCAACCAAGCCCAGAACAUGCUCAGCCGAACAAGCCACGCUAUGCCUCAGAUGUUUGGUUCCGCACAAGCAGCAGUUCCACCUCCCCCUGGCGGCGCCUUGUUCAGUGCAGUUUCUCGUGCUCGAGGCCAUGAUAUUCAAUCCGAAGCAUAUGAUUCACGUGGUGGCAGCCGCUUCCUGCGCGAAGAGAAAGAGGAAGAAGACGACUCCGACGGCGACAUGGGCUACGCUCUCUUCGACGAGGCAACUCCCGCCCCCAAAUCUCUAACCUUCGAAGAAGGAGCUUGGGAAGAAACCGGCAUGACAACCACCUACGACGUCCCCGGCACCAAGACCCUCUCUCCCAACAACUCGACCAUCAAGCACAAGAUCGCCAAAAUCGAUUUCAAGAACAUCAUCUUCUCGCACAUCGUCGUCGGCAAGCUCAGACAAGUCGCUUUCCUCAAAGCUCGCUUGAGAAAUACAUCCAAAAUCACCCUUUUGAAAGGUCCACUGGGCUUAACACUCGACGGAUCUUUCCUCGGCCAAGCAUCCUUCCCGCGCUGCUCGGCCGGGGAAUCUUUCUCGCUCCCUCUCGGCGUAGACCCAGCUAUCAACAUUGCAUACCCCAAACCAACCGUCCGCCGCAGCCAGACGGGGAUCUUCUCCAAGGAGGAUAGCAACGUGUUUACCCGCACGGUUGUCAUCACGAACACGAAACAUAACGCCCCGGUUGAAUUGACUGUUCUUGAUCAAGUGCCUGUCUCAGAGGACGAGCGCCUGAAGAUCGAGAUUGCGAGUCCGAGAGGACUGAAGAUUGGUGGCGAGCCGGUGAGGGCGGGACAGAGUGCGUUUGCGGGUCCUGUGACUGCUGUGGCGAGCUCAUCGGGUAGUGUCAGAGGUGCUGGCACGGCGAAGGAUGUUAGGGCUAGUGUGUAUGGAACUGAUGGGAAUGGGAAGGAGGCUGCGCAGAAUGGGGGGAAGUGGGGGAGUGCGGUGGCGACGACGAAGAAGGGUGGGGAGGUGGUUUGGAAUGUUAAAUUGAAUCCGGGGCAGGGCGUUAGGUUGGUUUUGGAGUAUGAGGCUACGUUUCCUGGUGGGGAGAGAGUUGUUGGUGUGCCGGUGUCGAGGAAUCAGAAUGGGUUGUUUGAUUAG
This is a messenger RNA of Cadophora gregata, 2442 nucleotides long. RefSeq lists its product as uncharacterized. The record is from RefSeq and is a predicted model, not a curated record. NCBI's taxonomy places the organism in Eukaryota, Fungi, Ascomycota, Leotiomycetes, Helotiales, Ploettnerulaceae. The coding region runs from base 1 to 2442 and encodes 813 amino acids. The transcript has a single exon.